AUGACGACUACUUUCCUUCCACACUCCGACGUCGACUCGUUUGACUAUGUCAUUGUCGGCGGCGGCACCGCUGGCUGUGUCAUUGCGUCGCGCCUGGCCGAGUACCUGCCGUCCAAGAAGAUCCUGAUGAUCGAGGCCGGCCCUAGCGACUUUAUGGACAACCGCGUGCUCGACCUGCGUCAGUGGCUCUCGCUGCUGGGCGGAGAACUGGACUAUGAUUACGGCACCACAGAGCAGCCAAAUGGCAACUCUAACAUCCGCCACUCCCGCGCAAAGGUCCUCGGUGGCUGCUCCUCGCACAACACGCUGAUCAGCUUCCGGCCCUUCGACUUCGACCUCAAGGUUUGGCAGUCCAUGGGCGCCAAGGGCUGGACUUUCCCCGUUUUCAUGCGUUCGCUGGACAAGCUGCGCAACACGGUGCAGCCGGUGCACGCGCGCCACCGCAACCAGCUGACGCGUGACUGGGUCAGCUCGUGCAGCAGCGCGCUCGACAUCCCAGUCAUCCACGACUUCAAUCACGAGAUCGAGUCGACCGGCCGCCUGCACGAAGGCGUUGGCUUCUUCUCCAUCAGCUACAACCCGGACAACGGCCACCGCAGCAGCGCCUCGGUCGCCUACAUCCACCCUUGGCUGCGCGGCGAGGAGGCCCGGCCGAACCUGACCGUGCUGACCGAGGCCUGGGUCUCGCACGUGAACGUGUCGGCCAGCGGCGACGAGGUCACCGGCGUCGACCUGCGGCUCAAGGACGGAACCCUGCGCACCGUGCGGCCGCGCAUCGAGACCAUUCUGACGGCCGGCGCCGUCGACACGCCGCGCCUGCUGCUGCUGUCCGGCAUCGGCCCACGCGAGCAGCUGCAGCCGCUGGGCAUCCCGGUAGUCAAGCAUGUCCCCGGUGUGGGCGAGAACCUGCUGGAUCAUCCCGAGACCAUCAUCAUGUUUGAGCUCAGCCGACCGGUGCCGCCCAACCAGACGACCAUGGACUCGGACGCUGGCAUCUUCCUGCGCCGCGAACCGGCCAACGCCGACACCGGCCGCCGCACCCCCGCCAACCCGGCCGGCCUGCCCGACGGCGACAUCGCGGACGUCAUGAUGCACUGCUACCAGAUUCCCUUCACGCUCAACACUGAGCGCCUCGGCUACGACGUCCCCGCCGACGGCUACGCCUUCUGCAUGACCCCCAACAUUCCCCGUCCCCGCUCGCGAGGCCGGCUCUUCCUCACCAGCGCCGACCCCAACGUUAAGCCGGCUUUGGACUUCCGCUACUUCACCGACCCCGAGGGCUACGAUGCCGCCACCUUUGUGUACGGUAUCAAGCAGGCCCGUCGCAUCGCCCAGCAGGAGCCGUUCCGCAGCUGGAUCAAGCGCGAGGUCGCCCCCGGUCCCAAUGUCAAGACCGACGAGGAGAUCAGCGAGUACGCCCGCCGUGCCGCCCACACCGUCUACCACCCUGCCGGUACCACGCGCAUGGGCGAUGACGCCCUCGCCGUCGUCGACGAGCGCCUGCGCUUCCGCGGUCUGCGCCGCCUCCGCAUCGCCGAUGCCGGUGUCUUCCCCAGCAUGACCACCAUCAACCCCAUGCUGACCGUGCUGGGCGUGGCUGAGCGCUGCGCCGAGAUGAUUGUCGAGGACCUGGGCCGCGCCGAGGCCCGGCUGUAG
Molecule: messenger RNA, 1656 nt
Organism: Grosmannia clavigera kw1407
Lineage: Eukaryota; Fungi; Ascomycota; Sordariomycetes; Ophiostomatales; Ophiostomataceae
Product: choline dehydrogenase
Exons: 2
Coding region: 1-1656 (551 amino acids)
Molecular function (GO): oxidoreductase activity, acting on CH-OH group of donors; flavin adenine dinucleotide binding
Source: RefSeq, a predicted model, not a curated record